This is a messenger RNA of Rhodotorula graminis WP1, 803 nucleotides long. RefSeq lists its product as uncharacterized. The record is from RefSeq and is a predicted model, not a curated record. Gene Ontology annotation, molecular function: sphingosine N-acyltransferase activity. Bases 9 to 731 code for a protein of 240 amino acids. Gene Ontology annotation, cellular component: membrane. Lineage: Eukaryota; Fungi; Basidiomycota; Microbotryomycetes; Sporidiobolales; Sporidiobolaceae. The transcript is spliced from 6 exons. Gene Ontology annotation, biological process: ceramide biosynthetic process.
GCUCGUGGAUGCUCGGCCUGUACAUCAACCAAACGAGCCCGUACGCGAGCCUCAACACGCUGCACUUCUGGAAGGGCUACCCGCACGACGCGCUGCCGGCGCUCACCAAGUGGUACUACCUCGUCUCGACAGCCUUCUACCUGAACCAGAUCAUCGUCAUCAACCUCGAGGCGCCGCGCAAGGACUACUAUCAGAUGUUCGCGCACCACAUCAUUACGGCCGUCUUGAUGAUGUUCAGCUACGUCCUGAACUGGACGCGGAUCGGCAACACAAUCCUGUGCACGAUGGACCUCGUCGACAUCCUCCUCCCGCUCGCCAAGCUGUUCAAGUACACGGGGCGGCACAAGGCGUCGGACGGGACGUUCGCGGCGUUCCUCGUGUGCUGGAUCGUGACGCGGCACGUCAUCUUUGGGCGCAUCAUCUGGAGCGUCGUGUCGGAGCCGCAGACGGUCCUCGAGUACGACUGGCGGUCCGAGGACGGCUACUACUUCAGCCACAACACGCAGCGGUACUUUGCUGUCCUGCUCCUCGCCCUCCAGCUCCUCAUCUGCAUGUGGCUCGCCAUGAUUCUGCGGGUCCUGUACAACAUGUUCGUCACGGGCAGCGCCGAGGACAACCGCAGCGACGACGAGGACGACGGCGAGGGCGACGACGAGCCGCCUCGACCGGCGGCGGUCAAGGCGAACGGCCACCACUCGAACGGCGGCGUCGAGAGUCGGAAAUCUCGAUAGACUCGGGGCCUCGCUUUGUCGUCCCUCUCGCUCUCUCUCUUGCAUUUUGCAGCCUCGCAGUCGUUUGCAUCG